AUGCAUUUCAGUGUGUUUGCUUUUGCCCUGAGUGGUAUUCUCGCCGCUCCUUCGGUGGUCGGCCUAGGAAGUGCGUGUUCUUCUGAGCUAGCUGGAGGAACGGCCGCUCCUGGAGCUCCAUAUUGGCUCGAGAAUAUCACGCACCAGGGGUACGCGCCAUAUGCUCCCAAUCCAAGCACAUAUGCGGUCUAUCGCAAUGUCAAAAACUAUGGUGCUGUGGGCGAUGGAGUUGCCGAUGACACUGCUGCAAUCAACGCCGCAAUUUCCUCUGGAGAACGGUGUGGAGAGGGCUGUCCAUCUUCAACGACGACGCCUGCUUUAGUCUACUUUCCCUCAGGCACCUACCUCGUCUCGACUCCCAUCCUUGCCUACUAUUACACUGCACUUAUUGGUGACGCACGCACACCACCAACGAUUCUUGCAAGCGCAAAUUUCUCGGGUCUGGCUGUCAUUGACGCGGACCCAUACGAUGCCAGUGGCGCAAACUGGUAUGUCAACCAGGACAACUUCUACCGAUCCGUUCGUAACGUGGUCAUCGACCUCACCCAAACACCUUACAACGCCACGUCUACUGGAAUACACUGGCAAGUAUCCCAGUCGACAUCACUCGUUAAUGUUGUGGUGAACAUGUCAACGGAGAAUGGUACCGCCCAUCGAGGUUUAUUCAUGGAGGAUGGAAGCGGUGGCUUCAUGGGAGACCUCAUAUUUAACGGUGGACAAUACGGUAUGUGGGUUGGAAAUCAGCAAUUCACGGUCCGUAACGUCACGGUCAACAAUGCAAAUACUGCCAUAUACACUGGAUGGAACUGGGACUGGACAUUCCAGCGUAUAGUGAUCAACAACUGUCAGGUCGGCUUCGAGGUUGUCACUGGCAGCGUCGGCGCUAUAGGAAUCAUCGAUGCUGUUGCGACCAAUACUCCUGUUUUCUUCCAAUCAACCGAGCCCAGCGAUGGUACAGAGGCGACGGGAUCGAUUGUGCUGAACAACAUACAUCUAGACAAUGUACCGGUAGCGGUCGGUGUAGUCAACGGGACAACCGUGCUUGAAGGCGGCACGACCACCAUCGAAUCCUGGGGUCAGGGGAACGCUUAUGCUGGGACAGACCCGAACGCGACAUUCGCGCAAGGCAACAUCUAUUCCGCAUACAAGGACCCCGGCUUGCUUGAUACCAAUGGAAUGAUAUUCUCAAAAGGGCACCCGCAGUACGCGGAUUAUGCAGUUGACCAGAUCAUGAGCGUGCGCUCGCAAGGUGCUGUGGGUGAUGGCGAGACGGACGAUACGGACGCGAUCAAUGCUGUCUUUGCGAAAUACGCAGGGUGCUACAUCAUAUUCUUUGAUGCCGGCGUCUACAAAGUAACCGACACGAUCUACAUUCCGGCAGGGAGCCGCGUCGUGGGCGAGGCAUGGUCCGUGAUCAUGGGCUCCGGGUCCGAAUUCGACGACGAGACCAACCCGCGCGUCGUCGUUCAGGUCGGCGCGGAAGGCUCCUUUGGCUACGCUGAGAUUUCGGAUAUCGUGUUCACGACGCAGGGACCGACACAUGGCGCGAUCGUCGUUGAAUGGAACGUGCACGACCCCGUGGGCGUGCAAGGUGCUGCCGGCAUGUGGGAUAGUCACAUCAGGUUAGGUGGCGCCAUGGGAACCAAUUUAGAGCUUGCCGAAUGUCCCGCAGGGUCUGAGUACAGUGAUUGUACGGCUUCGUUCCUUGCCUUGCACAUCACGGCAGGGGCAACGGCGUACCUAGAGGGUACCUGGGUGUGGCUGGCUGACCACGACUUGGACGGAGACGGCUCGACACAACUCACGAUCUUCAGCGGCAGGGGUAUACUCUCGAACUCUGCGGGGCCUGUUUGGAUGAUUGGUACCUGUGAACACCAUGUCAUGUACCAGUACAGCCUUGUCGGUGCCAGUAACCAUUACAUGGGGCUCAUCCAGACAGAGACGCCAUAUUACCAGCCGGACCCUGCGCCACCUGCGCCGUUUGAGCCAGAGACAUCAUACGGCGACCCAUCCUAUGAGAACGGGAUGAACAUGGCUUGGGCGGUUUGGCUAGAUACGGCCACAAACGUUAUCAUAUUCGGCGCCGGCCACUACAGCUUUUUCCAGAAUUAUACCCAGACGUGUCUGGCGAACGAGACGUGUCAGGCGCAAAUUGUGAACACCGAUCUGAGCCUGCCGACGAUCUACAGCCUCUCGACGGUCGGCGCGACGUACCAGCUGAGUGUGGAGGAGAAUGGGAUCAUCUAUUGGGGCGGUGACGCGGAUGGUUUCGCUUCCACGGUAACAGUGUGGAGUCCUUUACUUUGA
Messenger RNA from Coniophora puteana RWD-64-598 SS2, 2307 nucleotides. Its product is annotated as glycoside hydrolase family 55 protein. Bases 1 to 2307 code for a protein of 768 amino acids. Lineage: Eukaryota; Fungi; Basidiomycota; Agaricomycetes; Boletales; Coniophoraceae. Gene Ontology annotation, molecular function: polygalacturonase activity. The transcript has 20 exons. The record is from RefSeq and is a predicted model, not a curated record.